UUUUUAGUAAUUUGACGUCAAUGGCUGCUGAUGACUGCCAUAUUGGAUAUAUUAACAGCCGUAUGAAGAUUUUAAUAACAAGUUUCUUAGUUACGAUACAUUUCCGCAGAAAAAGAUCUUUAUUUCCGCGAUACACGUGUCAAAACGAAGCAUUGGUGUAUAAUACAUGUAAUUUCGCGUCCCGUCACUUUGCUAGGAAUAUACCUUUAUUUUUACAUGUAUAGUGACAAAUAUUGUUUGUAAGAAAUUUUAAUCAUGACAUAAAUUAUAUAAUGAAAUUGCAAAAAAGUUAAUGAAGUCGAAUAAACAUAAUUUAUUACCAAUUUUAAUAUCUUUAUGUUAUGAAGUGAAGUAUGACUUGAAUGCACAUAAAUUGUAACAUGGAAGCAAAGUGAAAUCAACAUGUCAUUUCCAAUAAGAACGUCACGUAAAAUAAAUAAAUUUUCAUACCAAAAUCAAAACGUGUUUAUGAUAUGCUUGUUAACAUUUACAUUAUUUAUAAUUCUAAUUACAACAUAUCAUAUUUUGAAGUUUGGAAGUACCCAAAAACAUUCUGUACAUAAUGCUAUAAGCAUUAAUGACUUAAAUUUUUUUCAUACACAAAUGCUAGAUGUAGAUUCCUUGGUAGGAGAUACUACAAAUCUUUCUUGUACAUAUUUUGGUUGUUUUAAUGUUUAUCGAUGUGGCAGUCAAGGAAAUAAACUUUUAAUAUAUGUUUAUCCACCAAAAGUGUAUGUGGAUACUUCAGAAAGACCUAUAACCAGUCAGAUGACAAAAGAAUUUUAUCAAAUUUUGAGUACUAUUAUUUCAAGUAAAUUUUAUACACCAAAUCCAUACGAAGCGUGUAUAUUUAUUCCUUCGAUUGAUACAUUGAAUCAGAACAGAUUAAAGUUACAUGAAGUUUCAAAAGCCUUAAAGGCUUUACCAUUCUGGAAUAAUGGUGAAAAUCAUCUUAUAUUUAAUAUGGUUCCUGGGAAUGUACCAGAUUACAAUACAAUCAUUGAUGUACCCAUUGGAAAAGCAAUGAUUGCAGGUGCAGGAAUGUCAUCUUUAACAUAUAGACCUGGUUUCGACAUUAGUUUACCAGUGUAUAGUUCCUUCAUAAACAAUCUUAAACCUACUUUGAAUAAUACAAGGAUUUGGUUAGCUAUUUCGUCACAAAUUAAUAUUAAUUCUGCUUUUGAACAAGAUUUAUUAGAAAUAAAAGCUAUAUCACCAAAAGAUAUUUUGAUAUUAGGUCCAUGUAUACAUUAUAAUUCUGUUAAUGCGACAGUGCGAUGUGCUGGAGAAGAUUGGUAUAAAUAUCCAAACGUUCUUCAAACUGCAACAUUUUGUCUAGUUAUUCGUGGAGCAAGACUGGGUCAGAGUACACUUCUAGAAUGUAUGGCAGCAGGAAGUAUACCUGUAAUUAUAGCUGAUUCUCUUGUAAUGCCAUUUUAUGAUGUAAUUGAUUGGAGCAGAGCUACUAUAUUUGUAUCGGAAGCGGAUAUAUUGUCAAUAAUGUCGGUUUUGAAAAAAGUAUCGCCACAGCGAAUUAUAGAACUUCAAGAGCAAGGAUCAUGGCUUUAUCAAAAAUAUUUUAAAUCAAUAGAGAAGAUAACAGAAACAACAUUAGAAAUACUUGCAGACCGUGUAUUUCCAUAUUUAGCUAGAGAUUAUAUAUUUUGGAACGUACCUCCCCAUAAAGACAUUACGUCACCGCUAUCUUUACCAGUCACUGCACCAAAAACUCGAGGAUUUACCGCUGUAAUUUUGACUUACGAUAGAUUGGAAUUACUAUUCCUUUUGAUUAAUAAACUUGUUAAAGUUCCAAGUUUGUCUAAAGUUCUAGUAAUAUGGAAUAAUCAGCACAAAGAUCCUCCACAUUCAUCCAAAUGGCCAAAAUUGAGCAAACCACUAAAAGUUAUACAAACAAAGGAAAAUAAAUUAUCUAACAGAUUUUAUCCAUACAAUGAAAUUGAAACUGAAGCCAUUCUAUCGAUAGAUGAUGAUAUUAUAAUGUUGACAGCAGAUGAAGUAGAAUUUGCUUAUGAGGUGUGGAGGGAAUUUCCAGACCGAAUUGUUGGGUUCCCAUCUCGAAUUCAUAUGUGGGAUAACGGCACCAAUUGUUGGAAAUAUGAAAGCGAGUGGACCAAUAGUAUUUCUAUGGUUUUAACCGGAGCUGCAUUCCAUCAUAAAUAUUGGAGUUACAUGUACACAACUGCUAUGCCAGGUGACAUAAAGGAAUGGGUUGACGAACAUAUGAAUUGCGAAGAUAUAGCUAUGAACUUUUUAGUAGCAAAUAUUACAGGCAAACCACCAAUAAAAGUAACACCAAAGAAAAAGUUUCGAUGUCCAGAAUGUACGAAUACCGAAAUGCUUUCAGCAGACUUGACACACAUGGUAGAACGCACGCAAUGCAUUAAUAGAUUCUCUUCAAUAUAUGGAUCAAUGCCGUUAGAAUCGGCUGAAUUUCGUGCAGAUCCAGUCUUAUUUAAAGAUGUAUUUCCAGAAAAGCUCAAACGAUUCAAUGAUAUCGGAAGUUUGUAAAUAUUUUGUUAUUUUGAUAUUGUUAUUUUACAAGAA
This is a messenger RNA of Megalopta genalis, 2565 nucleotides long. The record is from RefSeq and is a predicted model, not a curated record. NCBI's taxonomy places the organism in Eukaryota, Metazoa, Arthropoda, Insecta, Hymenoptera, Halictidae.